UGACAGUCAGGAUUCAUAUCCGAUUAUUCGACGACAUAGGAUUAUAAAUUUCGAAGCUUCAAAAACCCUAGCUAGCCAUAGCUACUUCAAAUUUCAUAAACAAAAAAACCACAGCCAGCCCAGCCAUGGAAGAUAGUUUCAAAGUUCGAGUCGACAAGACCUUUGGCUCUCUCCCCUUUUCUUCUUCAGCGAUACAAACCCAACAACCAUCCUCCUCGUUAAGCUCUCUAUGGUGUCUCACUGACGAAGAAAUCGAGCGAAACCAAUGGAAUCGAGACCACAAGGGUAGCCCUGAAACCGAAAGCCAACCCCAACCAUACUUUAGUCCAGAAAGACUCGACGAUAAGAAUUUGAACUCUGAGAUCGGAAAAGACCUUGUUGAUUUAGACGACGAGGACGAGGACGACGAGGUGGAGUCGUCGCGUGCCUUGAAACUUAAACCUGAGGAUUGUGAUGACGAAGAAUGGGACAUCAAGAAAUCUAUUGGCCUGGAUCGUACUCUUGAUUACGAGGAAGAGGAAGAUCAUUAUGACAAAGUGGCUGUUGGCAGGGAAGGGGCUGGAGAUGAUCGCCUGUACGUGACCCAAAUGAAUGAUUAUGGUAAUGAUGUGGAUUCUGGCGAUGUGAUGCCCAUGCCCAGUUCAUUCGGGGAUGUCACGAGGGAUCCGCGUGCUAAUCACCUUGCUGCAAAAGUUAGGCUACUGGAAGAUGCAGAAGCGGCUAAAAAGAUGGAUUCUUUGCGAGUUACUGUAAAGGAAGAUAUCAGUGUAUCUGAUGAUGGUAAUCUGAAAUCCAUCCUGAAGAGGAAGGAUGUUCAAUCAGAUUCCAAGUCGAUUAGCAACCACUUGGAUUCAAAGUUACAAAAGCGUGUCCGGUUUGAUCCGGAGUGCAAAGAUGGUAAUGAUGAAGAGUCUGGUGGAGUUGAAGACACACAGAUGGAAACCACUGAUUCGACAGAAGAAACACAGAUAUAUCAUUUGCCUCCAGAUUAUCCUUCUGGAAUUCCAGAUUAUAUGCGAAAUCCUUCCAAAUACACGCGCUAUACUUUUGACUCGGCAACCAAUGUGGAUGAAGAAUCAAACCAAGAAGCUUACAUGGACUUCCUCAAGAUUCUGCAGAGACCAAAUACAACAGAAUCACAUCCAGAUGAGGUUCCUGUUGAUCUGUCAAAACCUCUCACCUUCAUACCAAAAAGGAAAACCAGUGGUGCUGCAGUGAUUGAUAACAGCAUUGAUUCUAAACAAAACCAGGAUGAUGCCAGUGAAGAUUUCAAGCUUAGGAGAGGGUUACCUCUUGCGAUUGCAGCUUUUGAUGACAAUGAUACUGAAACUUGUGCCAUGGAGGAAGAUAAACCGGAAACAGCAGCUGAUAAAACUAAUUCAAGCAGACCAGAACGCCAGUAUAGGUCAAAGGCCAAGUCCGAGACAUGAGUUAACCUGCACCUCCCUGAUUUUUAUUUCAUUGAAAAACUGGAUUUAUCAUGACAUCUUACUAUGAUUCCAACUGAAGCACUUGUAUACUAAUAAAAGUUUCUAACUUGACUAUUUGUAUGCUAAUAA
Messenger RNA from Populus trichocarpa (black cottonwood), 1559 nucleotides. RefSeq lists its product as uncharacterized. NCBI's taxonomy places the organism in Eukaryota, Viridiplantae, Streptophyta, Magnoliopsida, Malpighiales, Salicaceae. Bases 126 to 1430 code for a protein of 434 amino acids. The record is from RefSeq and is a predicted model, not a curated record. The transcript is spliced from 2 exons.